Messenger RNA from Armigeres subalbatus, 1375 nucleotides. RefSeq lists its product as uncharacterized. The record is from RefSeq and is a predicted model, not a curated record. The coding region runs from base 728 to 1150 and encodes 140 amino acids. Lineage: Eukaryota; Metazoa; Arthropoda; Insecta; Diptera; Culicidae. The transcript is spliced from 2 exons.
AUGAGCAAAACAUAAAAAGCUCACCGUAUUUCUUUCAUCGGCCCACAGGUGGUGUAUGAUGGAAGGGUUGCCAUACAGAAUACACUAUAUGUAACUUUUCGUGUUCUGUCGCUACCAAUCAUACUUAUAAACUCAGCUAUCGUCUUGAGGAGGAUUAUUCUGUCCGAAACUCCUGUCGGAGUAGUAGUGCGCGUCGGUUUUAUAAUAUUAAUUAUACGGCAUUAGGGCAGUGAGUCGGCAAUAGUGGCUAUUGUGAAGUAGGGCAGCUGAAAAGAAGUGUGUGCGUGUGUGAAACAAGGAAAAAGGUAAAACUACUAUUGAAUGGUACUAUUGUUGGUGAUUAUUGUUAAGCGUGGCGUCACAAGGUGUUAAAGAUUGGGUCAGGUCCAUAUUGUGGGCCUUUUUUCUUUUUGUGCCCUUUUGGCGGUGCCGGAGGUGGCGUGUUUUCUUCCACAGAGCAGACGUGCUUCAGUUCCCAGGGCCAGGCGGUGCCGAACAAAAGUUUAUACGGGCAAUUGGACGCGAGAUCGCCUCGCACGUGGCCGAACAACUAUUGUUCGAGCCAUCUCGCCAUUGUGCAUAGGGCGAUACCCAUUAUCGUCUCGAUCCAUUGUCCAGGGAUCAAUACAGCCACGCAUGGGCCCGGCCACGACGCCAUUACUGCAGUGACCAGCCACUUCGUUCUUCGACCGACCAAAGCUCCGUUCGACCAAAAUCAUCGUCCUGCAUGACCAAGGCCAUCGUCCGACCAAAGCCACCACCCUGCAUGACCAACGCACCGUACGACCACAGCCAUCGUUCGACCAAAGCCACUUCGUUCCUCGUCGCCAAGCACCGUUCAACCAAAGCCAUCGUCCAACCAAAGCCACCACCCUGCAUGACCAACGCACCGUUCGACCAAAGCCACUUCGUUCCUCGUCGCCAAGCACCGUUCGACCAAACCAUCGCCCUGCAAGACCAAAGCACCGUUCGACCAAAACCAUCGACCGACCAAAGCCCGCCCGCCAGGUCAGCAGUCGUUCGACUUGUAGCAGGUCCGUCCAAAGCAUUCACGGUGGGAUUCGACCAAGAAAAUCUCGGGAACAGGCCGACACUUCCGGCGAUCGUCCAGUGCACCAGCCAUCAUCUGUGCUCGCGGUGGGAUACCUGAGAACGUCGUGGACAAAAGCCAUCGGCGAAUAUGCAGAAUCAUCGAGAGCCUUCUGCAUGUCGCUCGCCAGCAACAACCAUCGUCAGCAAGCCUUAGCAGUUACCUACGCCGCUUAAACACCAGCCCGACACCAUAAACCGCAAGUACCCAUUCCAAAACCCUAUGACGUCACAACGACAAAUAUUAAGGUUUAAUAAAUAAGCAUGUAAAACAUAUUGCCGUGUA